ACAACAUGUCGCCCGUUUGACCCCAGCUUUUUUCUGAUCACUUGUAGCUUCACUUCUGUCUGGAUUUUGCCUCACAUCAUUUUGUCCGAGUAUUCACCUUCACAAUGGAUGGUGACCCAGAUACCCCGGCGUCGGGGUCACCCUUGUCUGAUAUCGAUUCAGACGAGUUCCCCGAGGAUGUCAAAUUUCAGCCGCGAUCGCACUCCCAUUCACGAGGAUCGACUCUUUCUGGCUCAGACGACGAUAUCGCGUCUCCCAUGAGUACCGCGGCCAGAGCUCCCGGCAUGCCUCCUGCCAAACGCCGCAAGACCGGCGCAUCAAGCUACGACCAUGCCACUCCUCAAUCAGGCUCGACCGUUAUUCCUCCUCGAUCGCCCACAGGGUCAAUUAGUAGCGACACUUCCGGAUCCGUGCCUACAUCACCUUCAUUCGCCCACCUCGGCCCGACACACCCCCUCUCUACUGCCUACGCGGCUGCUCAGGCCAACCCUGAAAACCCCGAGCUGGCGGACUACGUCCAGGUGACGAAAUGCCUAUGGGAGGGUUGUACAGAUCCAGAACAAGGCAACAUGGACAAGCUGGUGGCGCAUAUUAACGACGUGCAUAUCGUGCCACGUCAGAAAAAGUACUACUGUGAGUGGGAUGGUUGCGCUAGGAAGGGCCAGCCUCACACCAGUGCCUACGCGUUGAAAGCACACAUGCGCAGUCACACCAAGGAGAAGCCUUUCAUGUGUUCGUUGCCCGAAUGCGACCGAAGCUUUACAAGAUCCGACGCACUGGCAAAGCAUAUGAGGACGGUUCAUGAGACAGAGGCGCUCCGCCCUAGUGACCCUGUGCCACGAGGUCAUACGGGAGGAAUUUCCAACGGAGGAGUAUCAGCUGGUGGGAUCAAAAGACUAAAGCUCACCAUCGGUGGAAAGCAAAAUGGCGACAAGAAAGCUUCGUUGGUGGGAGAACUCCCACCGCUGCCGACGAGUUAUACGGUGGCCGCUAUGGGUCUGAAUCCCGAGGACGUGGAGAUGGCGGACGGAGAGGGGUCUGAAGAACUGGCGGACGCAGUUGAUGUGGACAGUGUACCAAUGACUCUGCCCCUGAACCCAGAGUACUACCCGACGGACAUCUGGAGCGACAUGGACGAGUACGAACGGAAUCUGCCUCCUUCACAGUACUUCCGGCUUCUGCGCCGACAAAUCCACUGGGCCGAGCAGGAAGGACGCGAUUUACAGAGAGAUCUUGAAGAUUUAUGGUCCACCGUGGAGGAUGCUAGAGGCGACUUGGUCAAAAGGGGAGGUGGUGAUGAGAAGGUUGCUGACGACCAUCGUAGAGCAGAAUGGCAGCAGACGGAGGAGAUACUGGAUGGUGUCUUGCGCGCGGAGACCAGUCAUGUAUUCGAGAUGUUUACUGGAGAGAAACCUGGGGAUAGUCAACAGAACCCGUGGGAGAUGAUCAAGGCUCUGGAAGGUGUGACACAAGUAUCUUCAGCGUGAGGAAGGUUCAUAUAGGUAUCCCAAUCUGAGAAUAUCUUCAGCUCACUGAGU
Molecule: messenger RNA, 1538 nt
Organism: Exophiala viscosa
Lineage: Eukaryota; Fungi; Ascomycota; Eurotiomycetes; Chaetothyriales; Herpotrichiellaceae
Product: zinc finger protein GLI
Exons: 1
Coding region: 105-1487 (460 amino acids)
Cellular component (GO): nucleus
Source: RefSeq, a predicted model, not a curated record